Molecule: messenger RNA, 1983 nt
Organism: Equus caballus (horse)
Lineage: Eukaryota; Metazoa; Chordata; Mammalia; Perissodactyla; Equidae
Gene: C13H16orf54
Product: chromosome 13 C16orf54 homolog
Source: RefSeq, a predicted model, not a curated record
GAAACACUCCCCAGGCAGAGGGAGCACGGUUGGUGGUGCCUUCCCUUCCGCCUCAUCUGCCUCAUCUGAGGCACCGGCCCUGCGGCCUCCCUACAAGCACAAGGAGGAUCAGCUCCAAAGGGAGAGAGGAGCCCAGGACUGACCCAAGAUGCCUUCUACUCCAGGGCAGCCCUCUGAGCACAUGGAGGGGCCUCCUGUGUUGGAGGCAGCCUCAUGGCCUCCGCUGCCCUGCGGGCCCUGUAUCCCCAUCAUGCUGGCCCUGGCCUCUCUCUCCGCGCUCUUCCUCCUCACAACAGCUGUGCUGGCCGAACGCCUGUUCCGCCGCUCUCCGCAACCAGACCCCAGGAACCAGGCGCCCACCCUGGUCUGGCGCCCUGGAGGAGAGCUGUGGAUUGAGCCCACGGGAACCCCACGAGAGCGCUCAGAGGACUGGUAUGGCUCCGCGGUCCCCUUGCUGAGGGACCAGGCCCCAGACCCUCCCACCCCUGGAGGCACCUUGGAGGCCCGAGCAACAGCCCCACCUGCCUCUUCAGCCCCUCACUCCCCUCCCAGAUCCUUGGUCCCCCAGACACCACCCAAGGUCUUAGCCCACAGCACCUUUUGGGGACCCCAGGUCGGGGAGGAGAGACCCCAUGCCCCAGGCCUAGUGAGCUGGGCUGAGCCUGAACAGGGACCAGUUGCCAGUGUGUACUUGGGGAGCCCCCAGUCCAGGAGGCAGCGGCCAGGAAGCCCUGAUCCUGAGUGGGGUCUCCAGCCUCGGGUCACCCUGGAACAGAUCUCAGCUUUCUGGAGGCGUGAAGGCCGGACAAGUGUUGGGUUCUGAAUCCCCAGCGCCUGGAGGACUGCCCUCCCGGAGACUCUGAGGAAGGCCCUACCUCAGAGGGACCUUAAGACCCUGGGGCUCCAGCCUGGGAACCCGAGCUGGUACUGAAGCCCCCCAGAGAAGAAUGCCCCUGCCAGGCCUUUUACCUCUGGAUUUCAAUUCCCCUGGCUCUAGGUCGGGGCAGAUUGGUUGCCCAUAGAGCCUGUGCUGCAGGGGAAGCCGAGAGGGGCUUCUGCCUCGCUGCCUGGGGCUGUGGCGCAGACAACUGGAGGUGGGGCCGACUCUGGGCCAGAAGCCACCAAGAUCACAAUCUGGAUUAAGAACUCAAGGUACCAGACGGGCAGGAAAUAGCAUCAAUGCAGUGGCUUCCACCUUCCUUCAGUGUGCACCUAAGAUGUCCAUAUCAAAGUGGAGGAGUCUCGUGGAUGUGGAAGGACAGACUGAGGGUGCUGAUGAUGAGCGUCAGUUGUGCCAGCAGGAGAUGACAGGAAUCCAGCUUCCCAGAGCCACAAAUCAUCCCUCCAGGAAAACAUACAGAGAGGUCAAGACCAGGCAAAGGAGCGUCUUACUACAUACAGACUAUGGCUUUGACCCCCAACUGGCAACAGGGAACUUGGUUAGCCAACCUGCGGAGCCCCUCUCUUGCCUGCAGCUGGGACCUAGAGCCAAAGAAGACCGAUGGGUGCCCUGUCCUCUUAAGGCCAACACACCUCAGCCCUCUGAAUCUUAGCCCUCGACAGCGAGGGAGGCUGGGGCCAAGGAGAGGUGAGUUUGAUCCAGUGUGGAAAGGAGCACUGUCCCGGGGCAGGGUAGCUCCCAAAAUGCAGCCGCCAGCUAUCUUCCUCCUGGCUUGCUGGCAUGGUCCAGAGAGACAGAUUUUCUCCAAGACAGACUUACUUAUAAUGCUCCAUCCCAGAGAAAUGGAGUCUGGAAAUGUCCUUGGCCCCUAGUCACCUCUAUCAGCUGACCUCACUUUGGGAGCAGAGCCAGGGGCUGGGGAGAGGGAAGGAGUUUCUGUUCCCUGGGGGUCUGAUUUCCCGAACUUCAGUCGUGAAUGUUAGGAUUUUUGCCAUACCAACUUACCACCUGUACUAUUAUUUACUUUAUAUUUUUCUUUACAUUGGUUUACUAUUUGCUUAAUAAAUUUAUUUUAAAAGGAA